This is a messenger RNA of Musa acuminata AAA Group (dessert banana), 1328 nucleotides long. RefSeq lists its product as uncharacterized. The coding region runs from base 279 to 929 and encodes 216 amino acids. Gene Ontology annotation, cellular component: Golgi membrane. The transcript is spliced from 10 exons. The record is from RefSeq and is a predicted model, not a curated record. NCBI's taxonomy places the organism in Eukaryota, Viridiplantae, Streptophyta, Magnoliopsida, Zingiberales, Musaceae.
UCAUAUCGCGGUCCACUGCGACGAGAGCCGGGAGGGGGAACGAUUGAUCGGAACGAGGGAGGAUGCUGCCGACCGUGUCCAAGGGGCGCGGGACCUCAGCCGUUCGGCCCGCCCCGGGAUUCUCCCAAUACCUCCGCCGAAUCGUCAAGGUAUCGAGGGGAAGGAUGGAGAUCAGAAUUUAUUUCUGAACCAAUUCGACCCUGAUCUUUGCGAGUAUAAUAAUAAUAUGAUUUUCACAGUCUCAUGCCCUUGUUUCUUUUGAUUUUUAGUGGCAACAAAUGGAUAUCGAGUAUACCUUUUGGCAAAUGCUUCAUCUUUGUACCUCACCCAAAGUUGUCUACCAGCACACAAAGUACCAUAAACAAACAAAGAACCAAUGGGCACGAGAUGAUCCUGCUUUUGCUGUGAUCUUCUGUCUCUUUUUUAUAGUUGCCACUUCAGCAUAUUGUGCUGCGUAUGGCGUGACUUGGGUGCAUUCUGUGUUCACUGUUAUUUCAGUUGUCGUCUUCCAUUUCUUGUUAGCAGGAACGAUUUUGGCUACAUGUUGUUGGUUUCUGACAAAUACAUACAUGCGUGAGGAGACACCAAGCAGUCAUGCAGUCGAGCAACGGGUUGAAUGGCUGUAUGCUUUUGACGUUCACUGCAACUCUUUCUUUCCAGCAUUUGUUUUGCUCUAUGUGAUUCAGUACUUUGUAUCCCCUCUCUUGGUAGCACAUGGCUUCUUUCCAAUGUUGGUCUCAAACCUACUUUUCAUGGUGGCCAUUUCUUACUAUCACUAUCUGAAUUUUCUCGGCUACGAUGUUCUUCCAUUCUUGGACAAAACAACCUUCUUUUUGUAUCCUAUUGGACUUGUCAUCAUCUUAUCCCCGCUGAUGAUUCUUAGUGGCUUCAACCCCACAAGGUAUAUGAUGAGGCUGUACUUCGGUUAGCGACCGUACGCCAAGGGCGCACCACAGGGUGGCCAAGAUAACCCGACAGCGGGGGAGUGCGAGUGAAACCUCAUGGUCGGUCCAUUAGAUUGAUUUGGCAGGUUUCUCGUUGAUGCGAAGGAAAGAGGCGGAGAAUGGACUGAUGAUUCCCUUUCAAGUCUUUUGUUGUAGGGUGCUAGAUACACAACAGUCACAGGAGAGAGAGAGAGAGACAGAGAGUGAGUGAGAGUAAUUAGACGUGAGAAGGGUUAUCUGAAAGAAACGUAUUGUUUUUUUUAUGUUUGUUUGUUUUGGGAUUCCAUCUUAUUUCAGUCUUGUGACUGACUGACUGACCAUUGCCAAUUAAUGUGCAUUUAGAAUUAAAACUCUCAAAGGAAAAGGUAGCGCUGUUGAUCUUUA